Molecule: messenger RNA, 912 nt
Organism: Rhagoletis zephyria (snowberry fruit fly)
Lineage: Eukaryota; Metazoa; Arthropoda; Insecta; Diptera; Tephritidae
Source: RefSeq, a predicted model, not a curated record
AUGGACGUCAACAACAAUGAAAAUGGUAGCCAAUCGACGACGACGACGACAACGACAACCAGUCCGAAGGAAUAUGAACAGGUGACCCGAGUGAGGGCGCAGUUUCUGGAGAAGGUCGCCAAGGAGCCGGCCCUCUUCUACCCAGAAGACAUCAAUCUAGUCAAAACAAACGAGUGGUGGACGCUUCGCUUCAUCAAGUGGAACCGUGGCAAUGAGGACAAGGCGCUGAAGCAGAUGGUCAGCGCCUUCAAGUGGCGCAAGUCCUUUGGGCUGCACGACCGAAACGUCAAUGACAUACCGAAUGAGUUCGCCAAGGCGGCGGCCAUCUUUCCCUACGGCUACGACCACAAGGGCCGGCCGAUCAUCUACCUGCGCAUCAAGGUCUACCGAAAGAUCAACCAGCUGGUGCUCUUUUUUCAGCAGUUUGUCGCCGGCAUAGUCAACCACAUUGACGGAGAGGGUGGCCGCCAGGGCUUCGUCAUCGUCUGGGACGUCACCGGCCUCGGACUGAUCAACUUCGAUGCGGACUUUCUGCAGUAUCUCGUCUCGCUGCUACAGAACUACUACCCUUAUGGACUGCGAUAUUCCAUCGUCUACAACAUGCCCAAAGUGCUGCGGCCGCUGUGGUCGAUGACCAAGUUCUUUCUGGGCAGCACCGUCAACACCUUCACCUUCUGCAACUCGGUGGAGGAGCUGGAGAAGUACAUUCCCAGUAAAUGGCUGCUGCGGUACAUGGGCGGACAGUCGGAUUUUGACUUUACCGAUUUUGAAGAGGUGCGAGGGGCGCCGUCAGUGUACGAAGUGGCCGCCAAGUACAACUUCACCGAGGCCGACUGCAUCAAGUACCUGAAGAUUUUUGAGGAAAACAUCAAAGAAGCGCGUACACUCCUCUCCCCUUCUGCUGCAUCAUGA